Mercurialis annua (annual mercury) is the source of this 950-nucleotide messenger RNA. Its product is annotated as 40S ribosomal protein S5-like. The transcript is spliced from 5 exons. The record is from RefSeq and is a predicted model, not a curated record. Lineage: Eukaryota; Viridiplantae; Streptophyta; Magnoliopsida; Malpighiales; Euphorbiaceae. The coding region runs from base 124 to 768 and encodes 214 amino acids. Gene Ontology annotation, biological process: translation; ribosomal small subunit assembly. Gene Ontology annotation, cellular component: ribosome; cytosolic small ribosomal subunit. Gene Ontology annotation, molecular function: mRNA binding; structural constituent of ribosome; rRNA binding.
AGCAUGAAAUGAAAAUAAAAUAGCAACAACAAACCCUAACCCUAAAAAAAGCUUCUGAGUCUGAGCCGCUUCUCUCUCUAAUCGUGUGAAGCAAGGUAAAGAAAAGAGUAGCUAGGUGCAAAUAUGGCAGCAGCAGCAGCGGUGGCGGCGCCGGUUGCAAUUCCGGUCAAUGCUGAGCCUACUCAGCCGUAUACGGAAGUCAAGCUCUUCAAUCGCUGGACUUUCGAGGAUGUUUCGGUCAAUGAUAUUUCCUUGAGUGACUAUGUUGGUGUGCAACCAGCCAAGCAUGCCACUUAUGUUCCCCACACUGCUGGAAGGUACUCCGCUAAGCGUUUCAGGAAGGCGCAGUGCCCAAUUGUAGAGAGGCUUACAAACUCUCUUAUGAUGCACGGUAGAAACAAUGGCAAAAAAUUGAUGGCUGUUAGAAUUAUUAAACAUGCCAUGGAAAUCAUCCACCUUUUGACUGAUCAGAACCCUAUUCAAGUCAUUGUAGAUGCUGUUGUUAACAGUGGACCACGAGAAGAUGCUACCCGUAUCGGCUCUGCCGGUGUUGUUAGGCGUCAAGCUGUUGAUAUUUCUCCUUUGAGACGCGUUAACCAGGCCAUAUAUCUCCUUACAACUGGAGCUCGUGAAGCUGCAUUUCGGAACAUUAAGACUAUUGCUGAAUGUUUGGCUGAUGAGCUUAUCAAUGCCGCCAAGGGCUCUUCCAACAGUUAUGCUAUCAAGAAAAAGGAUGAGAUUGAAAGAGUUGCCAAGGCUAACCGUUAAGGAUUCAACAUCGGAUUGGAUCUAUUAAACUUUAGCUUGUCGGUUAUUUUUGUUAUUUUGAAAUCGAGAACAUAUAUCAGGAUGUGUUGGAGUUAACUUUUGUUAAAGCUUUGUUUUUACUUUCUUAGUUAUUAUGAUUUUACAAGAGAUUUGAGAUGAAGAAAUUAUGUCUUUUUUUUUAA